UUCUGCUUUCUUUUCUCCCUUUCCGCGUUGUGCUCCGCUUUGGAGGCCGGUUCUGGUUCUUUUUUAUUUGUUCGAUACUUUGAGAAAUCAUAGUAUGGCAUACACGAUUCAGUCCGGAAUAAAGAAGAAGGUCUGCUAUUAUUAUGAUGGUGACAUUGGUAACUACUAUUAUGGACAAGGUCAUCCAAUGAAACCUCACAGAAUCCGUAUGACUCACAAUCUCCUUCUGAAUUAUGGUCUUUAUAGGAAAAUGGAAAUAUAUAGACCACAUAAAGCUACAGCAGAAGAAAUGACAAAGUACCAUAGUGAUGAUUACAUUAAAUUCUUAAGGUCAAUAAGACCUGAAAACAUGUCUGAAUACAGCAAGCAAAUGCAACGAUUUAACGUUGGUGAAGACUGUCCUGUGUUUGAUGGUUUAUUUGAAUUUUGUCAGUUGUCGACAGGUGGAUCAGCUGCUGGUGCAGUGAAGUUGAACAGGCAACAGACAGACAUUGCUGUUAACUGGGCUGGAGGACUUCACCACGCUAAAAAGUCGGAGGCUUCGGGUUUCUGCUAUGUGAAUGAUAUUGUUCUUGGCAUACUAGAGUUAUUAAAAUAUCAUCAGAGAGUUUUGUACAUUGAUAUUGAUAUUCAUCAUGGGGAUGGUGUUGAAGAAGCAUUUUAUACAACAGACCGCGUAAUGACAGUCUCAUUCCACAAAUAUGGGGAGUAUUUUCCUGGAACUGGUGACCUGAGAGAUAUUGGAGCAGGAAAAGGAAAAUAUUAUGCAGUCAACUUUCCCCUUAGGGAUGGAAUAGAUGAUGAAUCCUAUGAACAAAUAUUUAAACCGUUAAUUUCAAAAGUCAUGGAAAUGUACCAACCUAGUGCCGUGGUUCUUCAGUGUGGUGCAGAUUCUUUGUCUGGUGAUCGUCUUGGUUGUUUUAAUCUCACAAUUAAAGGUCAUGCUAAGUGUGUUGAGUUUGUAAAGACAUUUAAUCUUCCCUUGCUAAUGCUUGGGGGUGGAGGCUACACAAUCCGGAAUGUUGCACGAUGCUGGACAUAUGAGACUGCUGUUGCAUUGGAUACUGACAUACCCAAUGAACUGCCUUAUAAUGACUAUUUUGAAUACUUUGGACCAGACUUUAAAUUACACAUUAGUCCUUCCAACAUGACAAACCAGAACACCCUAGAGUAUAUGGACAAGAUCAAACAACGUCUCUUUGAAAACUUGCGCAUGUUGCCGCAUGCACCAGGAGUACAGAUGCAGUCUAUUCCUGAAGAUAUUGUUGCUGAUGACAGUGGAGAUGAAGAGGAAGAUGAUUCAGACAAACGCAUUUCAAUUCGAGCAUCAGAUAAAAGAAUUGCGUGUGAUGAAGAAUUUUCUGAUUCUGAGGAUGAAGGGGAAGGUGGUCGUAGAAAUGUUGCAAACCAUAAAAAAGUUACAAAAAGGCCAAGGAUGGAAGAAGACAAAAAGGAAUCAGAAGAAAAAAAAUCAGAAUCAAAAGAGGAUGAAAAAUCUAAAGAAAGCAGUUCUGAUAAAAUGGACACAAAAGGCGUCAAGACAGAACAACCCAGCAGUGCUUGAAACGUUCCAUGCCUGGAGGUUUAUGAAACGAAUCCUGGAAAUGGAAGUUGUUUACUUAAAUUUGUCCAACAUAAAAGAACUGUAUUUAUUUUAAACAAUAUUUUAGAUGUGGGUGCAUUUAGAAAACCAACGACUAAAUCUAGUUUGCCUUUGAUGAAUUAAAAGGAGUUGUUUUCUAUUGUACUGUCUUGUAUAGGAUUAAAGUGGUCGUUUGCCUUUA
Messenger RNA from Polypterus senegalus (gray bichir), 1784 nucleotides. RefSeq names its product histone deacetylase 2. The coding region runs from base 95 to 1564 and encodes 489 amino acids. The record is from RefSeq and is a predicted model, not a curated record. The transcript is spliced from 14 exons. NCBI's taxonomy places the organism in Eukaryota, Metazoa, Chordata, Cladistia, Polypteriformes, Polypteridae. Gene Ontology annotation, molecular function: histone deacetylase activity.